CCAUGGACCGCAGCGUUUAAUAUCAGCUGUGAAAUGACAUAACUGGACAUAACCUCUCGGGUAUUUAAAGCGCAUCGUGCUCUGCGGGAAUGUAGAUAAAGUGAAUAAAUACUAUGUCUAUUAGUGUCGAAAACGCCGGCGUUUGGGUCGCAUAAUUAGAUGGAUUCAUAAUGCACAAAUUCAUUUUGUCAUAUCGGGGAAUAAAGUUCCUGCGACAGUUUGGGGUUAGAUUGGACUCAGCUCAGGAUCUGAAGAGCCCACAGAUUUUAGCAGCAUGUACAACCAGUUGCAAUUUGCCCCAGGUGCAGUUCUACAGCGCUUGGAAGAAGGCGAACGAUGCGUCGAUCAGAAUAUUUUACGAGUACGAAGAAGGAUGCGACAGCGACGCAGACAACUCGCAGGCCAAGUGGGAUAGCGUUGAAAACAGGUAUGCGCACCGCAUUCUGGAGCAGAGAAAAGCUUACAAAGCGACAAUUGUCUAUCCACCCAAGGGAUUUGAAAACCAAAUCAUAUCUACGGACGAGGUGGACAAGUUAACGCGGACGAAUUGGAGGCUCGAGAGUAUCGCGAAGCUGGUCGAGAGCUUCAGGAAAAUAUCUCAAUACGCCUUUCAGAACAACGAGAACAUAUACGCUGAAAAGUACCAGCUCAUCAUGCUGACCCUGGCGACAAACUGCAAAAUAUUCAGCGACGAACAGCUCAGCCAUGUCCUCCGCUCGCUCAUGCUCUGGUUCAUAGAAUGCAGCGAACAGGAUUCCAACUUUUCACAUCUUUACAGAGUCCUUGACCAGGAAUGCAUGGCUCGAGCCGAAAAUUGGUCUCAUUCACAGCUCCUUCUGAUCUCCGACCACUGGUACAGACUCAGAUUGAUACGAAAGUCAAAUUUCAUGAAACACGCUAUAAUCAACCUCGGCAACAAUGUAUCGGAUCUUUCGCAAUCUCAUUUAGUGCAGCUUUUGUUCUACAUCGGCAUAGCUCGCAGCGGACUUGUUAACUUUAAGGAAAUUCAAGUCAGGCUCAACCCCUUGGUGUACAAUUUGGACGUCGACGAAUUAGCCAUCAUUGCACUUGGGUUCUUCAAAAGCCAGACUCCGAUUAGGGAUCGUAUGCUGCUCACAACCAUGAUUAAGAAAACGACUCAAAAAAUUGACGUCAUCGAGGACAUCAGUUUGGCUGCUAUGCUCAAAAUCACUCGUCUGUUUCGUGUGUUUUUCAGCUUUAGCAUCCACCACAAUGACCUCAGGCACCUCUGCAAAUUAUUGGAGUGCACGAUACCCCAGAUACCACGACUCUCGAUGACCUGCUUGUCUCACGUUGUAUUGGCUGCUGCGACUAAAAGCUUAUUUUAUGCAGAAUUGUUGAAUGCCGCCACAGUGAGAUUCUACAGGGAAAUGUCCAAGGUCAGGAUGAAGGAUAUAAAUUCGUUAGUUUUUGCUCUUUCCUCGUUUCACUACGUUCCCGAAAAGCAACCGAACAUCCUUAAUGCGAUCAUAGAUGAACUGAACGCAUCUAAACGUGAGCCUGAAAUGAAGAGGUACCCGGACUGCCUUGCAAAGUGCCUGCAUAGCCUUAGCUUACUUAACAAACACCCGAAAAAUUUAAUAGCCAGAGUGCUGGAUCCUAAGAACAUCGAAAAAGUGUACGGAUCGAACGUGAACAUAAGACGGGAAAUAUUUGCUCUAGACUUGGAUGUCGAGACUGAAAUUCCAGACUAUAGCGGCCCGAGACUCGACAUGCAUUCGCGGGAAAGCAUCGCCAUGAUGAUGACGGACCCUCUGCCGAAUUUUAAGGGUCUGCAACUCAACUUUUCCGAUUACUUGAUGUUAGAUGUGAUAAGAAUCUGCGAGGAAUACCUAGGCUCGAAGAAAAUGGUCCACGUAGAUCACGUACUGCCGCAAUACUACCACCCAGACAUAAUCGUUUGCCUGGACGACAAGAAGCGUCCUGUUCCCAUCAGCUCGGUGUUGUCAAAGAUACCUUUUGGAAGCGUUAAACGGGCUCCAAAAAUCGACGCAGAUGGUACCAAAUGGUUAGCUGUAGUGAUAGGCACCCGAAAUGCGCUUGCGAAAAAUACUAACCGUGUACUAGGACAUUUUUGCGCUAAGCAGAGGCAGCUUGAAUAUAUCGGCUACGAUCCUUUUUUGAUAUUUUGGCAGGACUGGAGCCAGCUCAAAAACGACGAACAGAAGUUCAAAUACCUACAGUGCAAAGUUUUCUGCUAAUCUGAACACUCAUCGUCAUCAGUAUCGGUACGAAUUUUAUUGGGUAAUUUUUUUCUCUUUUUUUCACCUUCCGUCAUCAUCGAGACACCUUUGAGUGUUCAAAAUUUUGUCCGGGAGCACGAUGCCGCCAUUUGUAUAUAUAUACACACACAUAUAUAUAUAUAUAUUACAUACAUAUAUAUAUAUAUCUAUAUAUAUAUAGAGAAAUAUAAAGUAAUGUAAAGAAGUUUAAAAGUCUAUCACGUACACUUAAUAAACUUCGUUCGUAAAUAA
Neodiprion virginianus is the source of this 2495-nucleotide messenger RNA. RefSeq names its product FAST kinase domain-containing protein 5, mitochondrial-like. The record is from RefSeq and is a predicted model, not a curated record. Bases 171 to 2222 code for a protein of 683 amino acids. Lineage: Eukaryota; Metazoa; Arthropoda; Insecta; Hymenoptera; Diprionidae. The transcript is spliced from 7 exons.